This is a messenger RNA of Trichobilharzia szidati, 378 nucleotides long. Lineage: Eukaryota; Metazoa; Platyhelminthes; Trematoda; Strigeidida; Schistosomatidae. The record is from the annotation of a GenBank genome assembly.
AUGACCAAAAUCCGUGCAUCUAAGUUGCGUGGAAAGCCUGAGUCUGAGCUCCAAAAGCAGUUGGGUGAGCUGAAGACGGAACUUGGAAACCUUCGUCUCUAUCGUGUAACGCGUGGUACAUCCUAUCAUGGGAAGCUGAAAAAGAUCCGGACUCUUCGCAAGUCGAUUGCACGCGUUUAUACUGUUAUGCAUCAGGCUCAAAAACUACGUCAAAGAGAAGCUUAUCGUUCUAAAAGAUACGUUCCUAAGGAUUUACGACCGAAGAAGACCAGAGCAAUUCGAAGAAGACUCACAAAAAAAGAGCAGUCUAUACAUUCAGCACGGUCAAUGCGCAAGGCAAGAGCAUUCCCACGUCGUGUCUUCGCGAUUAAAUGCUAA